AUGGGACAGGGCCCAUUGCCAAGCCUCACCGACGGUGUCCGAACAGUGGUGACGGUCAAUCGCCUGCGCCUGCAACGCUCCGCGCGUCACUGCGACAAGCGCAUCGCCAAGCGCUUUUGGUCGUGCGCUUCCGAGCAUGCCGACCUCGAGACCCAUCGCCGCAGCCAUGAGGUCGAGGUAGAGUUUAGCCCCAGCGCUCCGGAUGAGGUCAUGCCUGUCUUGGCCCAGGUCCACGGCACCAUCGCACGCCUGCUGCGGCGCCUGAGACGCGACGACGGGCGCGAGACACCGGCCGCCCCGUUGCUGCUUCAGCCCGGCCGGGUGCUGGAGCGGUGGCAGCGGCGCCAGCGGCGACUCGAGGCGAGCUGUGCGAGCUGGUUCUCGGUCUUCCCGGGCAGCGUGCGGCCGGUGAGCACGACCUGGCCGUGGACGAUCAAGCCGGCGCUGGCGGUGCUCUGGGGCGUGUGCUGGCAGUACUACCCGCCCUCUUCUGGCAGCUUCGAUGCGCGCACGCGGGUGCCGGCGGCGCUGCUGGAGAGCCACCUGCGCGACGCGGGUUGUUGGGGGUGGCAAUCGCCGGACGCGGGAGCGUAUCUGCAAUUCGGUCGCGAGGCGCUUGCGCCUUUCCUGGCGCCGGCGGGCGAGAGGGUGCCGGCCCAGGGAGAGCCUGGCGCAGGCGGAGCGGAAGCGCCGGCCUUGGAUUUCAGGAAUCCGCGCUCCAACGCCGACGCUGAUCCGCGGCCGCCGUCGGCUCCCGGCCAUUUAUAUGCCAACGCGUUGUCGCCCAACGCGUCGCCCUGCGAAGCUCAAGCCUGCGUCUGGCCUUACCAAUCAGGCAUCGCCACCUUCGAGCCCACUUCCCAUCAGCUCCCGCAUGCCCGCACCACAACCACUUCACUCCACGAUUCCCUCCACUGGUUUUCCCAGCACCAGACCCGCCAACAACCGCCUCAGCACUGCCUGAACCACUCCAUCCCCGAGCUCCGCGUCGAGGAUUUCACCACGCAGCCUGCGCUGCAGCCUACGUCUGCAUCGCCCGCCAACGACUAUAUAUCCCGCCAGGCACUCUCGCCACGCCGCGCAACUUCAGCAUUUCCAUCGUUCUACGACUCCCCCAUGGACGCUACUGUCGCCCACGUUCCGCAGGUGAUGACCGACUUUUCCAAGGCUUCUGGCCCCGUUAGUCCCGUCUCCAUGAACGAGGAGGUCGUCGCCCAGAUGUCUCCCGCCGCAACCUCGACCGCCACCAACCCCCGGAAGCGGAAGCUUUCCGAUGUCUCUCUCGCUGCCCACCCCGUGCAGCCCACCAACCCUCAGCUCCCCAUCCGCGAGUCUUCCGAGGAGCAGGACCGCUACGACGGCUACACGCCGCGUGGCAAGUAUUCUCACAAACGCACCGAGGACCCGCCCCGGAACACCGAGGGCAAGAUGAUCUGCAACUUCUCCCCCGACUGCCAUGGUAUCAUCUUUGAACGAAAGUGCGAGUGGAGUAAGCACAUGGACAAGCACGACCGCCCGUACGUCUGCCGCCACAAGGGUUGCGAGAAGCUCCAGGGCUUCACCUACUCCGGCGGCCUGCUACGGCACGAGCGCGAGGUGCACAAGAUGCACGGUGGCACUAAGAAAGCUCUCUUCUGCCCGCACCAAGACUGCAAACGCAGCAUGGGCCAGGGUUUUACCCGCAAGGAGAACCUAGCCGAGCACAUUCGCCGUGUCCACCGCCGCGCCAGCAAUUCCGAUGUCGCUUCCUCGCCCACCGCUCAGCCGGGUGGCGGCCAGCCGAAGCCCGAGGAUGAGGCUGCUAGCGAGGCUGGCCUCAGCCCCGAUGCCGAUGCUGAUGACGUUUACGGUGGUGCCGUCGGCGAGAGACGCGUCGGCCCAUCGAGUAAGAAGAGGAGGACGUCUGGUACGGAUGGUGGAGGCAGUGUCGGUGGGGGUGGUGAGACGGAUGAGGAUGACCUGAGAGAGGAGAUCAGGCGACUUCGUCGCGAGAAUGAGGAGAAGGACCAGAGGCUCAAGAAAUUGGAAGCGGCAGUAGAAGUCCUCAGCAGAGGACAAGGCGCUCCGACCAUGGUUUGA
Lasiodiplodia theobromae is the source of this 2079-nucleotide messenger RNA. RefSeq names its product C2H2 transcription factor. NCBI's taxonomy places the organism in Eukaryota, Fungi, Ascomycota, Dothideomycetes, Botryosphaeriales, Botryosphaeriaceae. The record is from RefSeq and is a predicted model, not a curated record. The coding region runs from base 1 to 2079 and encodes 692 amino acids. The transcript is spliced from 6 exons.